AUGCAGGGCAUUGUGGCUAGUCGAGUGGUUGGCCUUGCGAGCAAGCCUCGUCUUGCAAGCGCGUCACGCACCACACUUCGUGGUUUGGCAACCGUAUCAGACGCACCAAAACGUACGCACGGUGGCCUCCGCGAUCAGGACCGUAUUUUCCAGAACCUAUAUGGUCAGCAUGACUUUCGCCUGAAAGGCGCUCUUGCACGCGGUGACUGGCAUCGCACGCGUGAUAUCAUUGAACGUGGGCAUGAAUUUAUUAUCAACCAAAUGAAGGCCUCGGGUAUUCGUGGUCGCGGUGGCGCAGGCUUUCCGUCCGGCAUGAAAUGGAGUUUCAUGCUCAAGCCAGGUUGGGAGAAAGACCCACGCCCUCGUUAUCUGGUAAUCAAUGCCGAUGAGGGUGAGCCAGGUACCUGCAAGGAUCGUGAGAUCAUGCGCCACGACCCACACAAACUGAUUGAAGGCUGUCUCGUUGCUGGACGUGCCAUGGGGGCGAACGCCGCAUACAUUUACAUCCGAGGCGAAUUCUUCCUUGAGGCAUACAAUCUGCAAGUUGCUAUCAAUGAAGCAUACAAGGCUGGUUUGAUCGGCAAGAAUGCUUGCGGAUCGGGCUACGACUUUGACGUGUACGUGCAUCGCGGUGCCGGUGCCUACAUUUGUGGCGAAGAGACGGCUUUGAUAGAAUCGCUGGAAGGCAAGCAGGGCAAGCCACGUAUGAAGCCACCGUUCCCUGCCGAUACGGGUGUCUUUGGCUGCCCUACGACUGUCGCUAAUGUCGAGACUGUGUCGGUGGCACCGACCAUCAUCCGCCGCGGUCCAGAAUGGUUCGCCAGCUUUGGUCGCGAGAGGAACCACGGUACAAAGCUUUACGCUAUCAGUGGCCAUGUGAAUCGGCCAUGUGUGGUGGAAGAAGAAAUGAGUAUUCCUCUCAAGGAGUUGAUUGAGCGACACUGUGGUGGUGUGCGCGGCGGCUGGGAUAACCUCCUUGCUGUGAUUCCCGGUGGUUCGUCAACGCCCAUGAUCCCUAAGGAGGUGUGUGAACGCACUCUGAUGGACUUUGACUCCCUGCGUGACAACCAAAGUGCCCUUGGUACGGGUGCCGUUAUUGUGAUGGACAAGUCUACGGAUCUUGUGAAGGCGAUUGCUCGUUUGACGAAAUUCUACCACCACGAGAGCUGUGGUCAAUGCACGCCGUGCCGUGAAGGCACGGCCUGGCUUGACAGUAUGAUGACACGCUUUGAAAAUGGUCGCGCGUCGCUUCGGGAGAUUGAUAUGAUCUGGGAAAUUACGCGUCAGAUGGAGGGCCACACGAUCUGUGGUCUUGCAGAUGCCUCAGCAUGGCCGAUCCAGGGUCUCUUGCGUCACUUCCGUCCUGUUGUGGAAGAACGCAUCAAAGAAUAUGUGGCAAAGCAUGGCACGGUCCUGUAUGGCGGCCGCCUUGCGAGUGAGCGCAGGCCAGACCUCGCUAUUCCCGCAAACGUGUCAUUCCCUGAUCAAGCUUCGAAGGACAACUUCCAACCGGGUGUGAAGGAUUUAUAG
This is a messenger RNA of Malassezia globosa CBS 7966, 1530 nucleotides long. RefSeq lists its product as uncharacterized. The record is from RefSeq and is a predicted model, not a curated record. Gene Ontology annotation, molecular function: FMN binding; NAD binding; NADH dehydrogenase (ubiquinone) activity. The transcript has a single exon. The coding region runs from base 1 to 1530 and encodes 509 amino acids. Lineage: Eukaryota; Fungi; Basidiomycota; Malasseziomycetes; Malasseziales; Malasseziaceae.